AAUAAAUUAGAUUGAAUAUGAAUGCUCAUUCAAGAAGAAAGAUAGCUCAUUUGGAAGUUCCAGAAUUCCAAGAUAAUCAAACAAUGAUUGCAUAUGCCAAAUGCUAAUAUUGUUUGGGAGAAUGUUUUGGUUGUUUGAGAACCUGGAUUCCUUGUAUUUUCUGUAUGUGUGUUAAUUAUCCAUACCAAGAAGUUGAAUAAGGCACUGAAGGAUUGUUCAAAAGAUUUGGAAGACAUAUCAAAGUAGUUAGACCAGGAUUACAUUAUGUCAAUCCUUGUACAGACACCUUAGAACAACUAGACUUGAGAAUUACUGUUAUCGAUUUAGAUAGAUAAUCUGUUAUGACAAAAGAUAAUGUAACUAUUUCCAUAGAUGCGUCUGUUUAUUAUAGAAUCAAAACUUCUCGAUUUGCUGUUUAUAGAGUGGAGAACUAUGAUUAAGCAGUCCGUCAAAUUACUUAUGCUGUCCUCAAAAACACAGUGGGAUCCUUUGUACUCUAAGAUUUACUUGAAAAAAGAUAAGAAGUAGCAGAUUAGAUAGAAGACUAAGUUGAUGAAUAUGUAAAAGAUUGGGGUGUAUUAAUUGAUAACAUCUACAUGAAGGACAUCCAAUUGUCUCCUGAUCUCUAAUAAGCACUAGGUUCAGCAGCCACAGAAUAGAGGUUGGCCUAAGGUAAACUUAUAAGUGCCAAAGCCGAUGUUGAGUCAGCCAAACUGAUGAGAUAAGCAUCUGAAUUUUUAGAUUCUAAAACUGCCAUGCAAGUAAGAUAUCUAGAAACACUGUAACAAUUGGCUGGCAGCAAUGGAACUAAAGUAUGUUUUGUACCAGAUGAAAAAAACUAAGAGAAGUUAAUGCAUCAAAUAACUUAAGGAUUAUUAGCAUGAAGAUGUAAACAUUUAAUAAUAUUACCAUCAUUAAUUAUACCCCUAAUCUUAUUCUUAUGAUUAUCCAUUACUCUUAUUCGCACAUA
Messenger RNA from Paramecium tetraurelia, 970 nucleotides. RefSeq lists its product as uncharacterized. Gene Ontology annotation, cellular component: plasma membrane. The record is from RefSeq and is a predicted model, not a curated record. NCBI's taxonomy places the organism in Eukaryota, Ciliophora, Oligohymenophorea, Peniculida, Parameciidae. The transcript has 4 exons.